UCUAAUUGUAAAAACAAGAUCUUUGCAUAAGUAAUCAAGAAAGUGGCUUACUGUCAACUGACCUUUAACAAUCAUUUCUGGGUGAAUGUGUAUGAAAACUAUUAUUCCAUGUGAAUUUUUGACAUUCUCAAUAAACCAACUAUUUGGAACUAUUCUUGUGUAAAAAACAAGCAAAUAAAAUAGUAGGAUUAUAAUUUAGUUAAGAUUACAUUUGGCUGAUAUCAGAUUAUAUAAAUUUAGAAAUGCCCUCUAAAAAGAAAAAGUAUAAUGCGCGGUUUCCAGCGGGUCGGAUCAAGAAAAUUAUGCAGAGUGAUGAAGAAAUUGGUAAGGUUGCACAGGCGGUUCCCGUUAUCAUAUCACGGACUUUGGAGCUGUUUGUGGAGUCACUUUUAACUAAAACGUUGCGCAUAACAAAUUCGCGAAACGCCAAAACUUUAUCACCAUCCCAUAUGAAACAGUGCAUCAUGUCCGAGCAAAGAUUUGAUUUUUUAAAAGAGCUUGUGAGGAAUAUACCAGACAUAAGCGUCGCCGAGGAAGCUGCGUUUAAUUAUAAUGACGAUGACAUACACAGCUCGGAGGAACAAUAUCCAGAUUCGGAUACGCCAUAUGACCUUAGUCUUCCGUCAACAUCACUGCGAGCGUUGCCCAACGGAAACACUCCUUAUGUGCGCUCCAUUAGUUUGAACGGAGGCGGACAAAAACGAAAUCACAAUUCAUCCACACCUUCAGUUAUAGUGCAAACAGCAGCAGCUCUGGAAAAUAUGCAUCACCAGACAGGACAUUUGCCCACGAAGCUAGCACGUUCUGAAUCAACGCCUGCGUAUACUCCGCGUGGCAGGCCACCGAACACCAAUGACCAUAACAGUAGUCGACAACCACAAGACACUGCCAUACCUGCACCAAUAUGCAGCUACGAAUUGCUGAACAAGCCUAUUGUUAAAAUCGAUUAUAGCAACGUUCAGAUGACAACAUUGGGCCCGACAGGCACUGAUACCGGCAGCACAUCUAAUGCAAUGUUAAACUUAAAUAUUUCGCCCCCAGUUAUAAAUAUUGAUCUUACAAAUAUAGUGGCAGCUGGCGCGGUACCCACCUCAGCGAAGAUUAGCUAUGGAAUAUUGCCAACAGAUAAGAUCAGCGCAAGUGGAGCCAACAAUAACUCAAUCACUAAAAUUGGGUCGUCCGUCAACUACAUCGCUGGAAAGAGCAAAACUCCAAUCAUUCCAAAGGUCCCUUCGGCAUCAGCACCAAUAAGUGAAUCGCUUUUCGAAUUAGAUGAAGACUAUGACAACAUUUAAGUAGAAUAAUAUGUACAUUAGGUUUACGUAAGCAAGUUAAUAAUUUUGGCGAAUAAAGACCAUGUUGGAUUUUUAUCUGUGAAUUAUUACAAUGUUCUCCUUAAGCCUAGUGUAUAACAAUGAGGAUUUUGGUACCAAUUUUGUAGGAAAAUAACAGAACUCUGUCGGCUUCAGCAAUUUUAUUAAUACCUCGCAAGGCAUUAACAAAAUUGUGUAGACAGCUGUGCUCCCACAGAAAGCAUUGCCAAUUUAUGCCCAAAAGCGAAACCAAAGGGAUUGAUCGGUAUCCGCCGUUAACAAAUAAUUUUAGCAAGUUAAGAUAUUUAACAUUCUCUA
Drosophila novamexicana is the source of this 1631-nucleotide messenger RNA. It is a transcript of the gene NC2alpha, whose product is annotated as dr1-associated corepressor homolog. Lineage: Eukaryota; Metazoa; Arthropoda; Insecta; Diptera; Drosophilidae. The record is from RefSeq and is a predicted model, not a curated record. The transcript is spliced from 2 exons. Gene Ontology annotation, molecular function: RNA polymerase II general transcription initiation factor activity; core promoter sequence-specific DNA binding; transcription corepressor activity. The coding region runs from base 243 to 1295 and encodes 350 amino acids. Gene Ontology annotation, biological process: negative regulation of transcription by RNA polymerase II; positive regulation of transcription by RNA polymerase II; transcription by RNA polymerase II. Gene Ontology annotation, cellular component: negative cofactor 2 complex; nucleus.